AGUGAUUACAUUGCAACAUUGUAACUUUGUAGCAAGCCACAAGGUGAGAGGUUGCAGACCUUUGUGAACACAACCAAGAAUUGCACAGGCCCAGGAUAUACAUGGCUGUGUCAUCUCUGAGCCGGAAUCGAAGUCCCGGGAUCAGGGGCGGACUGACCAUUUGGAAACUCGGGCACUGCCCGAGGGCCCCGGGGUCAGUAGGGGGCCCCAUGAGAUGCCCCUGGUACCUUUUUCAUAGGCUUUUUUUGAUUUUGGGCAAGGACUCAGGGGCCCCAUGAUCCCCUAUUGCCCGGGG
Messenger RNA from Staurois parvus, 295 nucleotides. NCBI's taxonomy places the organism in Eukaryota, Metazoa, Chordata, Amphibia, Anura, Ranidae. The record is from the annotation of a GenBank genome assembly.